Knipowitschia caucasica is the source of this 537-nucleotide messenger RNA. The record is from the annotation of a GenBank genome assembly. NCBI's taxonomy places the organism in Eukaryota, Metazoa, Chordata, Actinopteri, Gobiiformes, Gobiidae.
AUGAAGUCAGACCUGGUGAAGGAAGUGGCCUACACCAGGAGGAAGCAGCACCAGUCGUCGCUGCAGUAUUACUGUGCCCUGAACGCUCUGCAGUACAGGAAGAGAGUGGCCAUGUUGGAACCAAUGCUGGGAUACACACAGGCCCAGAUCAACUUCUACAAGAAAGGAAUUGAACUGGUUUCAAAGAAGAUGGACAACUUCCUCACCUCAGUCUCCAAAAUGACGCAAAGUAUUCAGAAGCAGCUGGACAGUGAGGCCGAGGCCAUGCGAGGCUCUCAGAGGGAGCUCCUCUCUGUGGACGACAGCAUCUACACUCCAGACCACGACCAGCAGUCUGUGAACCGCACCCUCAUCUCCAAGGCCGGAUACCUCAACAUCAGGAAGCGGUGUUUUGCUGCCGUGGCUCAGAAUGAACUCCUAAACAAAAGCCUGCAGCGUCGACAAGGUGACUCCUGUGUCAGCUCGUUCACUCCCAAACUUCUGCUUCUGCUUAAUGGCUUUGGGGGAGAACAAGCGCAGCAUCGCCCCCUGAUGUGA